Ceraceosorus guamensis is the source of this 1421-nucleotide messenger RNA. RefSeq names its product GPI2-domain-containing protein. Bases 362 to 1405 code for a protein of 347 amino acids. Gene Ontology annotation, cellular component: membrane; glycosylphosphatidylinositol-N-acetylglucosaminyltransferase (GPI-GnT) complex. Gene Ontology annotation, biological process: GPI anchor biosynthetic process. The transcript is spliced from 2 exons. The record is from RefSeq and is a predicted model, not a curated record. Lineage: Eukaryota; Fungi; Basidiomycota; Exobasidiomycetes; Ceraceosorales; Ceraceosoraceae.
AAGAGUCACAAAUUGAAGACCGGUGAAUCUGGACAAGCCCAGGAGGCUUCGAAACACGCCAUGCAGCAGGUGUCAGGUACUCACACCCACGACUCUUUUUCUCACGUAACCCAUACGACAGGACUGGUGCUGGCAAGUUCUGAGAUGCGAAGAUGGCUCGAGUUUGACUCAAGCCUGCCUCUGAGUCACCGCUGCAUGCCCGCGGCACCACAUAAGACAGCCAGGCCAGCGCACGACCAUAGCAGAGGGUGAUCUUGUCGCUGCAGCCAUUUCUAUUGCAAAGACCUGCGUCAGCAGUGGCGAGUCAAGCUAGCUUUUCACGAGGUCGUGGUGCCGGACGCUACCACAAACGAUUCUUGGAAUGUCGAAUAUUGCGAAUGCAUCCAUCACACAAACCGCAAGCCGGAACGAUGUGGGGAGCGUGGAGGUCGACCAAUGGGAGAAGGUGCUUUGGAAGACACAGCCCUUUCCCGACUCUUACGUGCCAUCCAGCUUUCUGUCGGGCUUGCGACGGCAAACUCCGCAGCACAUCAAAUUACGGUCUCUCGUGGUGGACGCCCUACCGAUCACUCAGCAGCUGGCAACGAUUCUGAUUUUCGUAGGCUUGUAUGCGCAUCUGCUACUCGGUAACAUCGGUCCAUUGCUUCUAUCGGGCACAGCUCUUUUCGUCAUGCUCGCGAGCCCAGCGCAAAAUCGCUUGAUGCGACGGCCACCUCAUUCAGCAUCACACAGUCCAUCAAAUCCCGACGCAGAGCCUUCACCAACGUUGCACGCGCAAGUGACUUCUCCACCUGCAAGUAUCAAGGGCAGCGGUGCUCGGGGAGUAGCUCGAGUGGUCUUGGCUCUCCUUUUGCUAUCGCUUUCCCCCAUUCUUCGCUCUCUCAGCGAGAGCACCUCAAGCGACAGCAUCUGGGCCCUCUCAGCGACGCUCUUCUUCGGACAUUUUGCCUUGGCUCCAUACGCUUCAGGCAGCGCUCAUGGAAUUUUGGACGCUUCGAGUCACAGCUCGCAGGUCGCUCCAGUACGCUACGCUGUUAGCGUGAACGCAGCCAUCGCUGCGAGCGUCGUUCUUUCUUCUCGCCUCGUCCGUCCCUCUUCUGUAUUCUCAUUGUUGCUGCUGUCCUGUGUGCUGUUCUCUCCUUCCACAAACACGCCUUUUCCGGCAGCAGACCAGGUCGCGCAGCGCUCACGCGUCUCUAGAGCUGUAUGUCUGUGCGCAGCAUCCAUAGCCAUCCUCGCCCCAUUGAGCUACACAGCUGGUAUUGCCUGUGCACUUGUUCUCGGCGGAGUGGCCAUUCUCGCCCCAAUGGCGCUUGGCAUAGCUCAUCGAUCGGGCUGGCGAAAGCCUCUGCAUGGGCCGUGGGACCCGGCCAUUCCUAUCAUACGGACGCGAGCGAUACAAUAGCAUGAAUCUGACGACA